Molecule: messenger RNA, 523 nt
Organism: Physella acuta
Lineage: Eukaryota; Metazoa; Mollusca; Gastropoda; Physidae
Product: D-amino-acid oxidase
Biological process (GO): D-amino acid catabolic process
Cellular component (GO): cytoplasm
Molecular function (GO): FAD binding; D-amino-acid oxidase activity
Source: RefSeq, a predicted model, not a curated record
CACAGUCUAUACUAUAACAAUGUGCUAUUGUCUCGCUGUAGAAUCUACUAUCACUUCCAUCCAUCUCUAAACCGGAGUUAACUGAGGUAGCAACUUACAUCAAUAGAUUAACGUCACCAUAAAAAUGUCACGGAAAAAGGUCAUUAUCCUCGGAGCCGGAGUAGCCGGUCUGUCCACGGCUGUCUGUAUCCAGAGCUGUUGCCCUCACCUGGAGCUGGAGAUCGUGGCCGAGCACUUCUCUCCCCACACUACGUCAGACGGCUCGGGUGGAUUCUGGGAGCCCUACGCCACUGGUUCGGACGUCGACCGUUUCUUGCGAAUGGGGGAGGUGACCUUCAACUAUCUCAUGGGGUUGGCCAACUCGCCGCUGGCUGGAGAAAUCGGAGUGCAGCUCAUUUCUGGGUAUACGCUUGACCACGGUGAGAGUGAACCAAGCUACAGACAUAUUGUAGAUGGCUACCGGAAGUUGACGCCCACCGAAUUGGCGCGGUUCCCAAAAUUCCAGUUAAGUUUUUUUUUUUAA